Messenger RNA from Aspergillus affinis, 2397 nucleotides. RefSeq names its product UDP-glucose dehydrogenase (gene ugd1). Gene Ontology annotation, biological process: polysaccharide biosynthetic process; glycosaminoglycan biosynthetic process. Lineage: Eukaryota; Fungi; Ascomycota; Eurotiomycetes; Eurotiales; Aspergillaceae. The coding region runs from base 1 to 2397 and encodes 798 amino acids. Gene Ontology annotation, cellular component: cytosol; nucleus. Gene Ontology annotation, molecular function: UDP-glucose 6-dehydrogenase activity; NAD binding. The transcript has 5 exons. The record is from RefSeq and is a predicted model, not a curated record.
AUGGUUCAAACCAUUGCCUGUAUUGGGGCAGGAUUUGUAGGUGGUCCGUUAGCAGUCGUGAUAGCAUAUAAUUGCCCAGGUAUCCGGGUAAUAGUAGCUGAUGCGAACGCAAGUCGCAUCAAUGCAUGGAUCAACGGCACUCCCCCGUUCUAUGAGCCGGGUCUAGAUGAAAUGCUGGCGACGGUGCAACGUCGUGAAACAUCGGCGCUCAACCUGGAAUUCAACACAGCAACAGAAGAUACUAUCCAACGGGCAGAGCUCAUUUUCCUAUGCGUCGACACUCCAACCAAAUCCUUUGGGGAGGGCCGAGGGUGCGCGGCGGACCUGACCAGUAUCCAACGGGUCGCUCGAAUGAUUGCACGGGUGGCGACAGGAGACAAGAUCAUUGUGGAGAAAUCUACAAUUCCAUGUGGCACCGCCGAGAUGCUGCACAAGUUGCUGAGAGCUUGUGGAUCACCCGAAGCACGCUGCGAGGUUCUCUCCAACCCCGAGUUCCUGGCAGAGGGAACCGCCAUUGAGAACCUGCAAAGACCUAGUCGCGUGCUGAUCGGAUGUGCGCAGACCCAGGCCGGUAGGCGAGCGGGAGAUCUACUCGCAAGUAUCUAUGAAACCUGGGUCCCAUCAUCAUCGAUUUUACGUGUUGAUACCUGGGCGUCUGAGCUGGCCAAACUAGCCUCCAACGCAAUGCUUGCGCAACGAAUCAGCAAUAUCAACUCGCUGAGCGCCAUAUGCGAGGUGGCCGGCACCAUAGUGAGCAUUGAUUCUGUUGCGACAGCCUGUGGUCUGGAUCCGCGCAUCGGGCCACAUAUGCUACGCGCGGGUCUCGGUUGGGGAGGCGGCUGCUUCCAAAAGGAUAUUCUGUGUCUCGUGUAUAUUGCUCGCAGUCUACACCUGCACGAUGUGGCCGACUACUGGCAAUCCGUGAUUACAAUGAACGAAUCUCAACAGAAUCGAUUCCUGCAGCGGAUCAUCGCCUUCAUGUAUGGGAAUGUCUCGGGGCGCUCUAUUGCGGUUCUGGGAAUGGCAUUCAAAGAGAAUACAUCCGAUACCAAGAACUCACCCGCAAUCACGGUGGUCAGGGGACUCCUAGAAGAGGGGGCGAAGGUUUCCGUUUAUGAUCCUAGGGUUCGACUAGAGGAUAUCCAAUUAGCAGUGGGCGAAGUAGACACCACACAGCUUCAGGUCUGCCAGUGUCCGUACGAGGCAUGUUCUCUCGCCGAUGCCAUUGUUCUGGCGACGGGAUGGGAUCAGUUCCAAACGCCUCCCGGCGAGAGCAUGCUCAACCACGGACCCCCAAGCUCCCAGCCAGACAGAUCAGGCUGGUUGGACUGGCCUCGCAUUGCGCAUGCCAUGGAGCAGCCCAAAUUUGUUUUUGACGGGAGGAACUUCCUUGACGGCGCAUUUCUGACCAAGUUAGGCUGUCGAUAUGUGCGAGUGGGGAGCUCCACUGUAUGGAAUGGGGCUGCCGGGUUCCUGGGAUCCAACAUGGUCGACUACUUGCUUCGCCAAGGUGUAAUGGUAAUCGGAGUUGACAACUACUCGACUGGAAGCACAUCGAACCUAUGCCACAUUCUAAACAGUCCACUGUUUACCAUGAUUCGACACGAUAUCCAGACUCAUCUACCUGAUCUACCACCGCUUCAAAGCAUCUACCACCUGGCCUGUCCUGCUAGCCCCCCUCAAUACCAGAAAGAUCCAGUCGAUACACUAGACACCGCAUACCUCGGAACUCGCAACCUUCUAUCCUUAGCCCAAAAGCAGCGCUGCCGAAUCCUCCUCUCCAGCACCUCUGAAAUCUACGGCUCACCCCAGGUACACCCACAACCCGAAUCCUACUGGGGACACGUCAAUCCAUACGGCCCGCGAGCCUGCUACGACGAGGGCAAACGUGCCGCCGAAGGCCUAGCAUGGGCAUUCCAACAAGCACCGCGUAAUGUCGACGUGCGUAUCGCACGUAUCUUCAAUACGUAUGGUCCUCGUCUGGCCCCGGAAGACGGCCGCGUGGUAUCCAACUUUGUGGCCGCGGCGCUCGACAAUAAACCCCUUAUCAUUACCGGUGAUGGGUCUGCUACCCGUUCAUUCCAGUACGUGGAUGAUUGUGUCCGCGGUCUCGUCACACUUAUGGAGGCGGACUCAGUGCCGGGACCCGUAAAUAUUGGGAACGAUGUGGAGGUUACUCUCACUGAACUGGCGAAUACUGUGGGUCGUGUCGUCAAACAGGUGACCGGGUGUAAGACAACAUCCAUUGAAUAUCGGUCUAGUCCGGUGGAUGAUCCACCCAAGAGACGGCCGGAUUUGACACUUGCGAAGAGAACUUUGGGAUGGGCCCCGGUCAUCUCGCUGAGGGAGGGGCUGAUACAUACUGUGCGGUGGCAGCUGGCUGAGAAGGCGAAAUAG